Molecule: messenger RNA, 254 nt
Organism: Cetraspora pellucida
Lineage: Eukaryota; Fungi; Glomeromycota; Glomeromycetes; Diversisporales; Gigasporaceae
Source: the annotation of a GenBank genome assembly
AAUUGUAUUUUUUAAAAAUAAUGAAUUAAUCUUUCCGCCUAAAGAAUAUGAAAUUCAUUAUGAAAAUGAUAAUACUACAACUAAAAUUAAUUCUACACUAAUGACUGAAAAUGAAAUUACUUUUCUUCUUAUCGGCAACAAUUUGUACUAUCAUGCAAUCUAUUACAAAGAUACUCCAGUUUUUAAAUUAUAUGAAAUGAAUAAAUUUUUUAUUACAAAACCUAAACAGAUUAUCGAAUAUUCUCAUACAGAUG